Messenger RNA from Vicia villosa (hairy vetch), 1270 nucleotides. RefSeq names its product ubiquitin-conjugating enzyme E2 28-like. NCBI's taxonomy places the organism in Eukaryota, Viridiplantae, Streptophyta, Magnoliopsida, Fabales, Fabaceae. Bases 259 to 705 code for a protein of 148 amino acids. Gene Ontology annotation, molecular function: ubiquitin conjugating enzyme activity. The record is from RefSeq and is a predicted model, not a curated record. The transcript has 4 exons. Gene Ontology annotation, biological process: protein polyubiquitination. Gene Ontology annotation, cellular component: nucleus.
AAUACAAAGUAAUAUGGCAAACAUCCUUUAUUCUUAAAAUCUUAUCUUCCUUUUCUUGAAAGGAAUAUAUACUGUUCCCACUUCCAUUGGUAAAAAAAUUCAACAAAUGGAGCUCUUGCAUUGAUUCCUAUCAAUCUCUCUUCUACAACACCGACUAUAUCGCUUCGUUAAAUAUACAUGCAACCUGAUUUGUUUCUUAUAUUAUGCUAGUAAUCUCCAAUCCAUAGCACUGAGAAGAGAACCAACCAGUUGAAGAAUAUGGCUUCCAAGAGAAUAGUAAAAGAGCUCAAGGACUUGCAGAGAGAUCCACCAACUUCAUGCAGUGCAGGUCCUGUCGGCGAGGACAUGUUUCAUUGGCAGGCAACAAUCAUCGGUCCAAAUGAUAGUCCUUAUGCUGGUGGUGUUUUCCUUGUUACCAUUCAUUUUCCUCCUGAUUAUCCCCUCAAACCUCCCAAGGUUGCAUUCAGGACAAAGGUAUUUCAUCCAAACAUUAACAGCAACGGAAAUAUUUGCCUCGACAUACUCAAAGAACAAUGGAGUCCCGCUCUUACAAUAUCCAAGGUGCUGCUCUCUAUAUGUUCUCUGCUAACGGAUCCGAACCCCGAUGACCCUCUUGUGCCUGAAGUUGCUCAUAUGUGCAAAACCGACAGAGUCAAGUACGAGUCUACUGCUAGAAGCUGGACUCAGAAGUUUGCCAUGGGAUAAGAAUUAUACUUUUUGAAGUGUAUAAGAUUUGGCCUUCAAAUUCCGGCAUUAGCGAACAACAUGCAUACAUAUAAGAAUUUUUCUCAGUCUGUAAUUGGAGCAUGCUCUCUAUGAAUAAAUGCUACUCUUUUUUGGUGUUUUUCUUUUAUUCAGCCUAUUAAAAUUGUACCAGAAAGCCAAAAUCAUUGUGCACUUAUUCAUGAAUUUUGAUUUGUAUUUCAAGCCUUGGUGUUUAUGUUGAUUGAAAUGAAUAUUUCUUUUAAGUGGGGGUCAAGAAGAACAUAGCUUUGAAGUCUGACUUGUAGCCUAAGAAAGCCGAUUUUCUAGCUCUAACUUCUAGUUUAGUUAUGUGAGACUGCAAAGUUGAAGUAUAUACAGACAGACACAAACUUCGAUGAGUUGAGAUCAAGUUCUUGAUCUGUCAUAUAGCAUAUGAUAUGGUGAUUUGUUUUGGAGUUAAGUGUGGUAACUCUAUUUAUGAGGAAAAUAACACGAUUGAGGGUAUAUGACCAAUAUUGUCUGGGAAGUUUGGAUUGUUAAAGUAAAGAUCUUUCAACAUUCAGAA